This is a messenger RNA of Monosiga brevicollis MX1, 1410 nucleotides long. RefSeq lists its product as uncharacterized. Gene Ontology annotation, biological process: axonemal dynein complex assembly; regulation of cilium movement; cilium-dependent cell motility. The annotation marks the transcript as partial. The transcript has 9 exons. Gene Ontology annotation, cellular component: axoneme; axonemal dynein complex. NCBI's taxonomy places the organism in Eukaryota, Choanoflagellata, Craspedida, Salpingoecidae. The record is from RefSeq and is a predicted model, not a curated record.
GAAAAGCUAGCUCGCGAAGAAAAGUACACCCGGGCUGCUUUGCACAAAAUCAACGCCCAAUGGAUGGCCAUCAUGCGCGAUGCCAAGAGCGAUGAGCUUAAGCGGGAGAUUGAGAUUCUGGCACAGACCUUUGAACGGGUGCUUGAUCGCAAGGAAGCGGUCUUGCAAGCCUGCAUUCAGGAGCUUAAUGAAGCCGAGAAACAGGCGCGCCUGCUCCUUCAAAUCGCUACCCGCUCGCACAUGAAGACGCUGGACCGCGUUGUGGAGUUUCAUCGUGAAACAGUCGAUCAUCUUCACGGCGACUUUACCCGUGACCUUGAGGCCCUUCGCCGCGAAUUCAUGCAAGAGCGCAAGCACAUUUUGGGCUUGCACCAGCAAGACAUGGCCAAGUUGAAGGACAUUGUGUAUGCCAUGGACAUUAGCAACGACGACAAGGUUCACGCAGAGGAAUCUGAAUUUGCCAGCCGUCGAGACGAGCUGCGCUCAAACAGCCUAGACCAAAAGACUUCUCUCAAAGCCAAUCUCGAAGGCCAAAUCAAGGAGCUGUGGGAUGAGUUCCAAGCUGCUCUUCAGCAUUACGAGACCUCAACAGCGGAGAAGCGGGCAGAGUUUGAACGCUUGCGAGCCGAGGACUCAAAGGCGGCCGCCACUAUUGAAAGCCAGAUGAAAAAGUUGGCCAACUUGCGCGAGAAAAUUGCAGCCUUGAAGCAGCGCCUCGCGUCUCUUUCGUCUGGUACCGAUGAUCGAAACACGGAGCUCACCAAGGAAAAGGCGGCCAUUACUGAGCAGGCACAUGCUCUCAAGGCUCGCCUCAAGCGCACCCGCGAACGGGACCGCCGGGCGCUGGCGACCAUUGCAGUGCAAGCCAAGGAGUGUGAGCAAAAGUUGCAGGCCAAACUUGAGGCAGCUCGCAAAGUCUUGUCUUUGGCCGAAGUUUGCCGCAAACUUGAAUCAGAUGAAGAAAAGGUUUUGCCGUUUUAUGCAGACACAAUCACAGAUGAUGAAGUCGAGCGCUUGCAGAAUGAAGCCGCGGAGACAACGCAGGCGGAUGCAGCUACCAUUGUUGCCGUCGCCUACGACCGCAGAAAUCGCCGCAUCCAUACCUACGAGGCCUUGUCCAACUUUUGGAAGCGGUACAACAAAGUUCUUCUCGACAAACUGGCAGUCGAGCGCGAGCGCGCCCUGCUUGAGGAAGAAAACACGGAGCUGCGUAACAUUCUCAAGCAGUAUCUGGAUGGUAUCUCUGUCAGCGAGGAGGUUUUGGCCCAGGACAACACGUUGCUCAUUGUCAAUGGCCGCACCAAUGCGCCUAUGAACGUGCCAGUUGGAGACUCGCGCGUGGCUCGGGCACAACCCACCGUGGUCGAAGCCAGUCAUGCUCUUCGCACCACUCUUCGUGGUGCCCGUUAA